Macadamia integrifolia is the source of this 2127-nucleotide messenger RNA. Its product is annotated as trihelix transcription factor PTL-like. The transcript is spliced from 3 exons. The record is from RefSeq and is a predicted model, not a curated record. NCBI's taxonomy places the organism in Eukaryota, Viridiplantae, Streptophyta, Magnoliopsida, Proteales, Proteaceae. Bases 137 to 1615 code for a protein of 492 amino acids.
AUCUCAGAAGAGGGAUGGGAAAUGGGACCAACACCUCCUGCAGCAUAAAUUCCAGCUUUUCGUGGACGACACGAUCCGAUUGUGCCGCUCACUUCUCGCACUCUCUUUCUCUUUCUCUCUCUCUCUCUCUGCGCUAAUGGAGAUGGGUGAGCAGUACGGACUGCCGGAUCUACGACAGUUGAUGGGUAGAAGAACCCUUUUCCCGGCCGUCCCCCAAGCUGCUGCAGAGCAACUCCACAGCAACAGGGAUCUGACAACAGGCCAGCAUUAUGAGAUGAUGAUGGGAGUGGGGGUGGGUCGCACCCAAGUAGGCGAGGCGGCGAUGUUGCCUCUUGCUGUGCCCGUGGUGGAUUUUCACCAUCAUCCUGAUCAUCAUUCAACCUCUCCUUCUGCAGCUGCUUCUGCUUCAGCUUCAGCUAUAUCAUGUGGGCUAGAAAAAGAAGCUUGCAUUGGGGGUGGUGACGGAGGAAAUGGAAGGUGGCCCAGGCAAGAAACCCUCACACUUUUAGAGAUCAGAUCUCGUCUUGAUCCCAAGUUCAAGGAGGCUAAUCAGAAAGGACCCUUAUGGGAUGAAGUCUCAAGGAUAAUGGGAGAGGAACAUGGGUACCAAAGGAGUGGAAAGAAAUGUAGGGAGAAGUUCGAGAACUUGUACAAGUACUACAAGAAGACCAAGGAGAGUAAAGCUGGGAGGCAAGAUGGUAAGCACUACAGGUUCUUUCGUCAACUUGAAGCUCUCUAUGGAGGAGGAGAUAGAGAAACAACAACCACCACUCCUCCUCCUCCUCCUCCUCCUCCUCCACUGUCAGCCUCACAGACCCACCAAACCCACUUCACCGAGGAGCAGCAUAGCUUUCAAUUUCAACCCACAACCAAUGACAGCAACCCACAAUUACCGAAUCAACUAGUACAAAGAGCCUCCCAAUCACAGCAGAAGCACUGUGAGAGCAGCCUCAGCCUUUCUAAUUCUUCUGAUUUUGACACUUCAUCGUCGGAAGAAAACGACCUGAGUCAUAAGAAGGGUCGGCGCAAGAGUUGGAAAGCGAAGAUAAGAGAUUUCGUGGACUCACAGAUGAGGAAGCUAGUGGUUACACAAGAGGCCUGGUUGGAAAAGAUGUUGAAGACUCUUGAAAGCAAAGAACAAGAGAGGAUGUCUAGAGAGGAAGCAUGGAGGAAGGAAGAGACUACCCGUUUAGCCAGAGAAUACAAAUUUUGGGCUCACGAGCGAGCUUGGGUUGAAGCUCGAGACGCUGCCUUAAUGGAAGCCUUGCACAAAUUUACUGGUCGAAGAGAACCCAAUGCUGCUUCAUCGCCUCCUGAGGAACUUGUGGCGACGACCCACGACAAUAGCGAAAACCAGAAUGAAAAUGGAAGCGAGGCACUGAAUGAUUGCACCAUAAACAACAACAAGAACGUCAAGAGACGCAAAGAGAAUUCAAGAACCAGGGCUGCUUCCUUCCAUAAUCAUCUUCAUCUACCUAGUGAAGCUCCUUCUCCUUCUAACUCUAAUGCACGUACUGCAGUGCAUGAUAGCUGCUUUCGGUAUAUGAUGGCUGAGGAGGAGCCCUUGUGGGAGAAUUAUGAUGUCAAGCUCAAUAAAGGAUCAGAGAACUCCUAACUUUACUGCAAGAAAUAGGAACCUCCGGUCUGUUCCUGCGAAGGACUCUGAGGAGGUUCAUGGUGGAACCCUGACUUCGAGGACCAAGUCAUCGUAGACAUUUCAACAGAAAAGCACUGGUGGUGGUGGACCGGUGGUCGAUCCAGACCCGGUGUCAAUAGUUUGUCUGUCUCUCCCUCUCUCUGAGAGGGUGGAAGGGAGACAAAGACAGAGAGCUCCAUACGUCUUCAACAAUUGAUUUGACCCCUCAAUUCGUACUGAAUCAACAUAUGGUCUAGAAUCUACAUUUGACAGAUCGUCCCCGACUCACUUGCUCAGGCCUCCCUCAUUUCUCGAACUGGAAAGUUUGAGUCUCUGAAUCAAAAGCUUCUUCAGCUUUUCUCUUCUGUCUUUUCUGUUUUCUUUUUGACGGUUUCCUUUUGAAAGUUUAAUUAAAGAUCUUGACUCCUGAGCUGCUGAGCGAAGAUUUCUUAUUGAAUCCGUUUAUAAGUUUAACUGGUUCCUUUAGAUCA